Messenger RNA from Chaetura pelagica (chimney swift), 927 nucleotides. Its product is annotated as guanine nucleotide-binding protein G(k) subunit alpha-like. Gene Ontology annotation, cellular component: heterotrimeric G-protein complex. The record is from RefSeq and is a predicted model, not a curated record. The coding region runs from base 19 to 927 and encodes 302 amino acids. Gene Ontology annotation, molecular function: G-protein beta/gamma-subunit complex binding; G protein-coupled receptor binding; GTP binding. The transcript is spliced from 8 exons. Lineage: Eukaryota; Metazoa; Chordata; Aves; Apodiformes; Apodidae. Gene Ontology annotation, biological process: adenylate cyclase-modulating G protein-coupled receptor signaling pathway.
AGCACCAUUGUGAAGCAGAUGAAGAUUAUUCACGAGGAUGGCUACUCAGAGGAGGAAUGCAAACAGUAUAAAGUGGUUGUCUACAGCAAUACCAUCCAGUCCAUCAUUGCCAUCAUAAGAGCCAUGGGGAGGCUAAAGAUAGACUUUGGGGAAGUUGCCAGAGCAGAUGAUGCCCGGCAGCUCUUCGUGCUGGCUGGCAGUGCAGAGGAGGGGGUGAUGACUGCUGAGCUGGCCGGCGUGAUCAAGAGGUUGUGGAGGGACACUGGGGUCCAGGCCUGCUUCAGCAGGUCCAGAGAGUAUCAGCUCAACGACUCUGCUUCAUAUUACCUAAAUGACUUGGAUAGAAUAUCCCAGCCAACCUACAUUCCCACUCAGCAGGACGUCCUGCGGACCCGGGUGAAAACGACGGGCAUUGUGGAAACUCACUUCACCUUCAAGGACCUGUACUUCAAGAUGUUUGAUGUGGGCGGCCAGCGGUCGGAGAGGAAGAAGUGGAUCCACUGCUUCGAGGGGGUGACAGCCAUCAUCUUCUGUGUGGCCCUCAGUGAUUAUGACCUGGUCUUGGCUGAGGACGAGGAGAUGAACCGGAUGCAUGAGAGCAUGAAACUGUUUGACAGCAUCUGUAACAACAAGUGGUUCACAGACACCUCCAUCAUUCUCUUCUUGAACAAGAAAGACCUGUUUGAGGAGAAGAUUAAGAAAAGCCCUCUAACCAUCUGCUACCCAGAGUACACAGGUAAGGAGGAGGAUGUGAGGAGGGAAUUCUUUGGUGUGAGGGUGUUUGAGGACCUCAACAGGAGGAAAGACACCAAGGAGAUCUACACCCACUUCACCUGCGCCACCGACACCAAGAACGUGCAGUUUGUCUUUGAUGCUGUCACAGAUGUCAUCAUUAAAAACAACCUGAAGGAAUGUGGGCUCUACUGA